AUGACGCAGAGAAGCCGGAAGUCGUGUGUCUGCUGUCAAUGCCAACGACAGAGAGAAGCCGCCGAGAGCUAAAACCCCUCAUUUAAAGACAAAAUGGCAGGACUGCCCCGCAGGAUCAUCAAGGAAACUCAGCGUCUGCUCGCAGAGCCAGUUCCUGGCAUCAAAGCCGAGCCAGAUGAGGGCAACGCCCGCUACUUUCACGUCGUCAUCGCUGGACCUCAAGACUCGCCUUUCGAGGGAGGCACGUUUAAACUUGAACUCUUUUUACCCGAGGAAUAUCCCAUGGCAGCUCCUAAAGUACGMUUUAUGACCAAAAUAUAUCAUCCCAAUGUGGACAAGCUGGGAAGAAUAUGUCUGGACAUUUUGAAAGAUAAGUGGUCACCAGCUCUGCAGAUUCGUACAGUGCUCCUAUCCAUCCAGGCUUUACUAAGUGCACCCAAUCCUGACGACCCUCUAGCAAAUGAUGUUGCAGAGAAGUGGAAAUCCAACGAAGCUGAAGCCAUAGAAACGGCCAAGACAUGGACCAGGCUUUACGCUGGGAACAAAAAUGAAGUUUAAAGCAGCCCAACAUGCGGGGGAUGCAAGUGAAAGUGGAGUGCGUGAACACCACUCAUGUGCUGCCAAGACCUCCUUCAGCUUCAUUUGCAUUUAAAGGACACAGUCUUUUAUUUUUUAUAUAAAUAUAUAUGUAUAUGAAACCAACUGCUGAUAUUUGGUGAUCUCAAGGCACACUAGUACUGAAUGACUCGUCUUUGUCUUAACUCACUACUAUUCAAAUGCAUGGGCAAAGGUGUUAGAUCUCACCUGGUUUUCUUUUUGUCCAAUAGGUUGGUAAAAAGGGGUGUGUCUUAAGCCCCAUACAUAUGGGGGAAUGUGGUUUUGAGGGCAUGCGGCGCAGCAGACUAAGUGGGAAUGAGAGAGUGGCUAGUUGUGAAAUAUAAUAUACUGAUGUUUCUUUUUUUUAAACUUUGUUUUAUUGUGUUGCAGUUUGUUUAGUUAAAGCAACUAACUACCACUAGCCCACUGUAUAUCCACUCACCCAGAGGGUUUUAUCUUGUGUACAUCUCCCAGCAGGGGAAAAAAAAACAAUCAUUGCUAAUAUCUGGAGUCAUUAAAUGCAAAACAUUAAGACUAAAAAAGAAACAAACUGAGCCUGAUGAUGUUACUGUUUGAAUUAAGACCUGUAUGUAACCCCCUCUCUUAGCGGUGAAAGUGUUUUAGGUGGCGGACAUUGUGGACCUUUCCUUUUCAUACAUGCAAUGUGUCCAAUUAUAGKAUCCAGAUUUUAUAUGUGAAUUUACUUUGCUCCUGCUGUACUAACUAUACCUGCUUCUUCUUCCUCGAUGCCAUCCGAGUCUCCCAGACUCUMGUUUACCUGCUCCUAAUGGUGCGGGUACAUCUGAGCCAUCAGUUGGUGCUGGGAUGAGUUUAGUGGGGCUGGUGUUGAGGGGAMAACUGGGUUAUCGGGGAUCAAACUUCAGUGGAUCAGUUAAAGGCUUCCACUUGGUCUUCAUUCAAUUCACUGUAAAUUUGUUGUAAAGGAAGGAGAUUAAUUUCCUGCUCAGAAUGCUAUGAAACUGCUCACCUGCYUAUGUUCUGUAAAUAAAUUCAGUUGAUUAAUAAUUA
Molecule: messenger RNA, 1626 nt
Organism: Austrofundulus limnaeus
Lineage: Eukaryota; Metazoa; Chordata; Actinopteri; Cyprinodontiformes; Rivulidae
Gene: ube2na
Product: ubiquitin-conjugating enzyme E2Na
Exons: 4
Coding region: 94-558 (154 amino acids)
Source: RefSeq, a predicted model, not a curated record